This is a messenger RNA of Agrilus planipennis (emerald ash borer), 1283 nucleotides long. Its product is annotated as E3 ubiquitin-protein ligase RNF8-like. The record is from RefSeq and is a predicted model, not a curated record. Gene Ontology annotation, biological process: ubiquitin-dependent protein catabolic process; double-strand break repair; protein K48-linked ubiquitination. Gene Ontology annotation, cellular component: nucleus; site of double-strand break; cytosol. Gene Ontology annotation, molecular function: zinc ion binding; ubiquitin protein ligase activity; nucleic acid binding. Lineage: Eukaryota; Metazoa; Arthropoda; Insecta; Coleoptera; Buprestidae. Bases 1 to 1077 code for a protein of 358 amino acids. The transcript has 3 exons.
AUGCCGUGGUACAAUGAACAGCAACAAUUUUUCCCUCAUNGGUUUUUUAGUUCUUUUGUGAUUAAUAGUAAUGUUAACAAAAAAAGUAUUACUCUGCCAUCUAUAUCUCAACCAAGUUUUGCUCAAAAUACCCUACCAGGUGCAACUGCAACAACAUCGACUGCUAUACCAUCCUGGCUUAUCGGAGUGGUAUCACAGAAAGUAAAUCAACAGUCUCAAAAGUCUAAAUGCUCUAUAACUAAGAGUCCAAAAAGUGCUAGAUUAAAAUCAUCAAUCACAUCUCCCCCAAAAACCUACUCGAAUACUAAAAAGGGCUCAAAGAAAAAGAGUACAGAGGCAAAUGAUCAACCCAGUUGCUCAAAAGAUUUUCCUCAGGCUAAAGUUGAAUCUAGAAAUGCUGAAGGAAUAAAGGAGAAUAUUCCAAAAGAUUUGCCUCAGGCUAAAGAUGAAUUGAAAAAUGUUAACGACAUAAAGGAGAAGAUUACAAAAGAGGACACAGAACCAAAACCUGGGUGUUCUAAAUCAUCUGAGACCAAAUUACAUGCAGUACAAGAUGAACUACAAUGUAUCAUAUGUACAGAAAUGUUCAUAAAAGCCGUAACAUUAUCCUGCUCUCAUACAUUCUGCAAAUUUUGCAUUGAUGAGUGGAAAAAGAAAAAGACUGCUUGUCCAAUCUGCCGAGCACCAAUAUGUAGUAUUCUUCCCACAUUGGUGAUUGACAGCUUUAUUGAAAAGAUCCUAGAAAAUGCUGACGAAGAAACAAAACUUCAAAGAUCUAAACUAAUAGCUGACAGGGAAUCCCAACAGGCAUCAGGAUCGAAAGAUUAUAGAGGUAAAGAAAAAUCUGCUACAGAUGUUUUCGACGAAGCAUUCGCCCAUGAUGCCAUCAUUUUGAGUUCUGACAGUGAUAUGAAUUCAUACGAUUCUGAUGCUGAAACUAUGAGUUACUACGACGAUGAUAGUGAUAACGGGUAUGUACCAUAUAACGGACUACCAGGCGGUUAUUACGGUGGGUAUGGGUACUGUUUCCGUUGUGGCGACAGAGGUCACUGGGUUCGUGGGUGUCCCAAUAGAUAGGAAGUAAACGUAAUGUUCUCCUAACUUAUUCGUUAUGUUAAAUACCAAAUUUACCUUUUACCUUAUAUAUUUUGUUUGUUGUUUCUCGUCAAUAUAUUUUUCUGGUUUUUAGUUUAGUUUUGAAAUCAUUUCCAAUUGCAUGCUUAUUACAUAAAAAUUUACUUGAUAGAAUCUGAAUAAAAAUGUUUCUUUUUUCAUGUUUAAUG